Messenger RNA from Austrofundulus limnaeus, 2004 nucleotides. It is a transcript of the gene shoc2, whose product is annotated as SHOC2 leucine rich repeat scaffold protein. Lineage: Eukaryota; Metazoa; Chordata; Actinopteri; Cyprinodontiformes; Rivulidae. Gene Ontology annotation, cellular component: cytoplasm. The record is from RefSeq and is a predicted model, not a curated record. Gene Ontology annotation, molecular function: protein binding.
AAUGACGCAAUUCGGUGUCCGGAGAGGGAGGGAGCUCGAGCGGCGGUGUAGGAAAAGAGGAGGAAGCAGCUAGGAUGGCGGAGGCACACCUCUGAAGCAAUUUUCAGGGGGAUUAAAAUAAAUCUUUGGUGAACCUGCCAGCCUGAAAGAACUUCAAUCUAAAGGUCCUGGGAUUAUAUGCAGUCCAAAGAUUCAAGCAUGUGCCCCAUGGAUCCCACAAAUCACCUGCUUCGAAGGAUUAAUUCUCUAAUGUCAUUUUAGCAAAGGAAAACAUCAUUACAAGUGUCUACAACACCUUUGGACCAACCAGCUUUUCUAAGUGUCAUCCUAAAUGUGUUGGUCUGCAUGGGGAUGUAUAUUCUUGAAAGAUUCCUUGACUGUCUAUGUCCCGUUGUUUCUAAAUAAGUAACCUGAGGAAGAGAGAGUCCCAUGAGCAACUUUGCUGGGCUGCUAAUAACAUCAACAUGAGUAGUAAUUUAGGCAAAGAAAAGGAUUUAAAAGAAAAGGACCCCAAAGGUGGUCCAGCAGGUAAAGAAAGGGAAAAGGAGGCCAAGGCCUUAGCCAGUUUAGUCAAAGACGGUGGCAAAGAAACAAAGACCAAAGGGAAAGAUGCCAAAGAAGGUAAGAAAGACACAAGCAGCUCAACGCCGGGUGUUGCCUUCUCUGUUGACAAUACAAUAAAGCGGCCAAACCCGGCACAAGGUGCACGCAAGAAAUCCAGCAAUGCAGAAGUUAUCAAAGAGCUCAAUAAGUGUCGGGAGGAGACUUCAGUGAGACUGGACCUAUCUAAACGUUCCAUUCACAUGCUGCCCACCUCCAUUAAAGAGUUGACUCAGUUGGUUGAACUUUACUUGUAUAGCAACAAACUACAGAGCCUACCAGCUGAGGUGGGUUGCCUAUCAGGCUUGGUCACUUUAGCUCUCAGUGAGAACUCCUUGACCAGUUUGCCUGAUUCCUUGGACUCCCUGAAGAAGCUUCGAAUGCUUGACCUCCGGCACAACAAGCUCAGAGAGAUCCCACCUGUUGUCUAUCGGCUGACGUCUCUGACCACGCUGUACCUGCGCUUCAACCGCAUCACGACAGUAGAGAAGGACAUCCGAAACUUGUCUAAGAUCACCAUGCUCAGUAUCCGGGAGAACAAGAUUAAGCAGCUGCCUGCAGAGAUAGGGGAGCUAUGCAGCCUCAUUACUCUGGAUGUCGCCCAUAACCAGUUGGAACAUCUACCAAAGGAGAUUGGAAAUUGCACACAAAUAACCAACCUUGACUUGCAGCACAAUGAGCUCCUGGACCUCCCAGAGACUAUUGGCAAUUUGGCAAGCAUAAAUCGUUUAGGUCUGCGAUAUAAUCGAUUGUCGGCAAUCCCCAGAUCAUUAUCCAAAUGUCGAGAACUAGAGGAGCUAAACCUUGAAAAUAACAACAUUUCAGUGUUGCCAGAAGGCCUGCUGUCGAGUUUGGUGAACCUGACGAGUCUAACACUGGCGAGGAACUGCUUCCAGUCGUACCCUGUGGGUGGGCCUUCUCAGUUCUCCACCAUUUACUCCCUCAACAUGGAACACAACCGCAUCAACAAGAUCCCAUUUGGUAUCUUCUCCAGGGCCAAAGUGUUGAGCAAGCUUAACAUGAAGGACAACCAGUUAACAUCCCUGCCAUUGGAUUUUGGCACAUGGACUAGCAUGGUUGAACUGAACCUGGCCACUAAUCAGCUGACAAAGAUCUCAGAAGACAUCUGUGGUCUUGUCUCUUUAGAGGUAUUAAUAUUGUCCAAUAACCUUCUGAAAAAGUUACCGCAUGGUAUUGGGAAUUUGAGAAAGUUACGAGAGCUCGACUUGGAGGAAAAUAAGUUGGAAUGUCUACCCAUUGAAAUCGCUUACCUGAAAGAUUUACAGAAAUUGGUGUUGACAAAUAAUCAGUUGACUACGUUACCCAGAGGCAUCGGCCACCUCACCAACCUGACCCAUCUGGGUUUGGGUGAGAACCUGCUGCAACAGCUUCCAGAGGAGAUUG